Messenger RNA from Macroventuria anomochaeta, 729 nucleotides. RefSeq lists its product as uncharacterized. Gene Ontology annotation, biological process: protein phosphorylation. The record is from RefSeq and is a predicted model, not a curated record. Bases 196 to 555 code for a protein of 119 amino acids. The transcript has a single exon. Lineage: Eukaryota; Fungi; Ascomycota; Dothideomycetes; Pleosporales; Didymellaceae. Gene Ontology annotation, molecular function: ATP binding; protein kinase activity.
GUCAUGGAUCGAGUAGACCCACGCUUGUUAAUGAGGUGAAAGCUUUGCGAGUUGUUGCUGCUACCAAUGAAAUGGCGGAAGGAAACGCGUGUCGCGCCGCGAUGGUGAAGUGCGAGGCUUUCCCUCGAACUUCUUUAUUACGGAGUUUGUUUGAGCAGCGACGCACAUCUCUUAACUACCUCCACCCUCCCUUUGAUGUGCAGUCUGGAAGAUCUCAAGUCUCAUUUCGAGACUCUGUCCGAGGUCUUCACGUGGCUCAUCAACAUCAAGGUAGGCGAAGCACUAAAGUGGCUGCACCAAGUGUGUAAACCCGGCAUCGCACACGGUGACAUACACUUAGGCACCAUUCUCAUACGCUACCCAUCCCUUGACCUAGACGAAGAACUUCAGCUGCCACAAGUGAAAUUGAUCGACCUCGGCACUUCAAAGACCCAAAACGCCGAGCCAGGCUACGAAUACACCAUCCUCUACAACCAAACUAUACGCAAAGAUCAAACCACAUUUCUAUUCGUCCUCUCUACACUGUCAGAUGGCACCACAAGUAGAAAUCAGUGAAUUCCGCACCUUUGUAAAGCAGGCGCUGGAGAAGAGUUCCUGGGACCAUGAGGAGAGUUUGGACGAGCUGGGGAGGAGGUUUGGAGAUGUUGCUGGACGGGAGCUGGGGGCUGUUAGGGAGGAGGAGUGUAUGGAGAUUUGGGGGGUUGUGAUGGUUGUUACAGAGAAGCAACG